Molecule: messenger RNA, 569 nt
Organism: Strongylocentrotus purpuratus (purple sea urchin)
Lineage: Eukaryota; Metazoa; Echinodermata; Echinoidea; Camarodonta; Strongylocentrotidae
Product: E-selectin-like
Exons: 3
Coding region: 32-568 (178 amino acids)
Source: RefSeq, a predicted model, not a curated record
CAUACCUGAGCUUCUAACACGUCUAUCUCCUAUGACGUCACAAUGCAAUGCAGCACUAUCCAUCCAUUACACAGAAAGCUGUUCAUAUUCAUGUGAUGUGGGAUAUAGUCUUGUUGGAUCUGCAUCAGUAACAUGUCUGGCAAACAUGUCUCUCUCUGAUUUUUUGCCUUCAUGUGAAGUUGAGACCUGUAACGUACCACAGCUGCCACCCAACCUUUCAUCGUCAUGCACGGAGGGACAGAAUGUUGCAUACAAUACAACAUGUGAAUUUUCCUGCAACACUGGGUACGACCUUAUUGGGAUGUCAUCUCUAGAUUGCCUUGCCAACAGAACCUUCUCUGAUGAUAUUCCAACAUGUCAAAUUGUUACGUGUAACAUCCCAGCUUUUCCGGCAAACCUCACCAUGGAUAACACACAAUGCGGUACAGAGAUGAUGAUAGACUACAACACAUCGUGCAUGUAUGAAUGUCAGCCCGGAUAUGAACUCGUUGGUAACUCGUUUGUCAUCUGUCAGGCUAGUGGGGUGCUGUCCGCCGAGCUACCAACUUGUGAAGGCAUGUCAAUCUGAC